AUGUUAAUAUUAUAUAAAUUGAGAUACUACAUUGUUGAUCUUUGUUUAGAUUUGAAAAGACUAUUUGAAGAAAAUUUAGAAUGGUAUCGAGAACUAUUUAAACCAUUUAUAGUUUAUCGUGGUACCCAUUUAUUUCCAGCGGCUAUUGCACAGCUAAAAAAGUUAAAAGGGAAAUAUAUAUCAACUAAUGGAUUUUUGUCUACGACACGCAUACGUGAUGUAGCAGAAUGUUUUAUGACUAAUGUUAUAUUUCAAAUUACAAUUGAUACCGAAUCAAAGAAUAAUGUUUAUGCUUAUAUAGCACAGUUUAGUAAGAUGGACGAGGAAGAAGUUUUAUUUGAUCUAGGUGCCGUAUUUAAAAUUACUGAUAUUGAGAACAUUAUUAAGAGCGAAAAAGAAAUCUUGAUUGUAUCGAUGAUAUGUGUAGAUGACAUUGAGUAUUUAAAAAAUGAUUAUAUUGAAAAACAGCGUUAUAUAUUGCAACAAGAUUUUUGGACAGAUCAUUAUUAUGGAAAUUUUUUAAUUAAAAUGGGUCAUUAUUACAAGGCAGUAGAAUAUUUUGAAAACGUUUUACAGCAUACAUCUCUUAGCCAAUUCGAAAAAUAUCCUAUUUUUGUAUAUCUUGCCGGGAUCUACAAUUGUACAGGUCAAUAUGAUUUGGCGUUAAAGUAUGCAAACGAUGCAAAAAGUAUCAAUGGUGAUUUUAUUCCUGAUUUGUUGCAACGCAUUUGUCAUGCUACUGAAUGUAGUCCGGAGGAUUUCACAUCAACUGACAUACCUGACGGAGAAAAUUUGCAGAAUUCAUUUGAUUUACUAUUACAAGGUAAUAUUCAUCUAAAUAAACAUGAUUAUAAUCUUUCAUUAGAAUGUUCUGAAAAAGCGUUAAAAGGCAUUGUUGGAGAUAAUCUGAAAUUGGUAACAGGCAUUCAUUUAAGUAUUGCAAAUUUCCAUCUUGUACAAGAAAACUAUUUAUAUGCUCUUAAACAUCUUGAUCAAUGUUUAGAAAUACAUAAUGAAUUUGAUCCAUCAAAUUAUGAUGAAAAAGUCAAUAUACACUUUUACAUAGGUAAAACUUAUCAUCGGAUGAUGAAUUAUCCUAAGGCACUAAAACAUUUAUUAGAAUGUGAAUCGCCAAGAGAUGGACCAAGUUCUAGCACUAAUUACCCCAUAUUUUCAACGAUAUAUCAUUUCAUCGGUACCAUAUACUUUGAAACUAAAGAAUAUGAUUUAUCUUUACAAUAUUAUACAAAAGCAUUAGAAGUUGAGCAGCAAACAAAAUCAGAAAAUACUGUAAUGAGUGCUAUUAUUCAUUAUGAUCUAGGAAAAUGUUACCAUCCGCAAAAACAAUAUGCUAAAGCAACUGAACAUUACAAUAAAUCAUUGACGAUAAUCGGAAAAACAAAUAACAAAAAUGCUGAAAGAGAAAUGGCUCAUUUAAAUUAUUGUACCGAAUAUUGCUAUUUGCUAAAAAAUAAUGACGAAGAUGAUUUAAUGUUAAAAUCCUUUACAAAAUCCUUCGAAUUAUUAGAAAAAUAUUCAUUCGAAUAUGAUGUUUUCGAGACAAUGGAUAAAUUAUCUACUGCAUUAUAUACGAAAAACGAUAGUGAUAAUUUAUUAUUACUACAUUUUGAAAGAAUACAGUUAUUAAUGCAGAAGGAAAAUUUAAAUGAAAAAGACAAAAUUGAAGUUGGAGAUUUGUGUUUCGAUAUUGGUUGCUGUUAUUUCGAUGCAAAACAGUAUAAUUUCUCUCUUCGAUAUUACCUACAAGCAUUAUCAGUACAGAAAACCAUAAUACCUAAUAAUAAACUAAAAAUGUCUUUGUUAUAUAGUUGUAUUGCAUAUUGCUAUGCUAGACAGCAAAAAUACAAUAUUUGUAUAGAACAUUUAAAAAAAUCAGUGAAUAUACAAGAAACUAUGGUGAAAAUCGAUAAAAAAAGCCUUGCAUGUUCCUAUAAGGAUCUUGGCUGGUAUUAUUAUCUGAAUGAUGAAUAUGAUCAAGCUCUAGAUUGUUCCCAAAAAUCGCUGCGUCUUUUUGAAAGUUGCUCACAGUUAAAAAAUUUAGAAUAUCCAGAUGUACUUCAUAGUAUAGGUACUAUUUACUACUAUCAAUCGAAUUAUGAACAAGCAUGGUUAUAUGGUAAAAAAUCAAUGAAUGUAAUCCACAAACGUAGAACACUUAGAAAUCGUACUGUUUCAAAAAAUUAUGAACUAUUUGGUAAGAUUUUUCAUUAUUAUGGAGACAAAAGUCUUGCUUAUAACUGUUAUAGGAAAUCACUAGACUAUUUGGAAAUUCAAUUAUCUUUUCCCCGUAAAGAUGUAAAACGUGUUAAAAAUCUAUUACACAGAUUACUUAACGAGACGUAA
Molecule: messenger RNA, 2364 nt
Organism: Didymodactylos carnosus
Lineage: Eukaryota; Metazoa; Rotifera; Eurotatoria; Philodinida; Philodinidae
Source: the annotation of a GenBank genome assembly